Messenger RNA from Lodderomyces elongisporus, 1458 nucleotides. It is a transcript of the gene UGA11, whose product is annotated as Uga11p. The transcript has a single exon. Gene Ontology annotation, cellular component: mitochondrion. Gene Ontology annotation, molecular function: pyridoxal phosphate binding. The record is from RefSeq and is a predicted model, not a curated record. Gene Ontology annotation, biological process: GABA catabolic process. Lineage: Eukaryota; Fungi; Ascomycota; Pichiomycetes; Serinales; Debaryomycetaceae. Bases 1 to 1458 code for a protein of 485 amino acids.
AUGCUUAGAAGCUCGAGGUCAAAGCCAUUUCAGAGGUUGGUUAGAUUCAACUCGACCAAGUACUUCCCCACAGAACCUCCAGCACCAAUCCUUGCAACAAAAACUAUUCCAGGCCCCAAAUCUCAAAAGAUCAAUGAAGAAUUGGGUAAAGUUUAUGAUAAUGGUGCUACAUACUUUGUUGCCGACUACUUCAACUCAUUGGGUAAUUUCAUAAGUGAUGCUGAUGGUAAUAAGAUGUUGGAUGUCUACUGCCAAAUCUCGUCGAUUGCCUUGGGUUAUAAUAACCCCAAAUUGAUUGAAGCAGCCAAAUCUGAUGAAAUGAUUUCGUCGAUUGUUAAUCGUCCAGCAUUGGCGUGUUUUCCACAAAGCAAUUACAAGGAUAUUCUUGAAGAAGGGUUAUUGGCUGCAGCACCACCAGGCAUGAAUAGGAUCUGGACAGCAUUGAGUGGAUCCGAUGCUAAUGAAACUGCGUUCAAGGCUGCAUUUAUGUAUCAACAUGCUAAAUUGAGACAAACCAAGGAAUUUACUGCCGAGGAAUUGUCUAGUGUUAUGGAUAACAAGACUCCCGGUGCUUCAGAUAUGGUGAUUUUGUCUUUUGACAAGGGGUUCCACGGUAGAACAUUUGGUGCAUUGGCAACUACUAGAUCAAAAGCAAUCCACAAAUUAGAUAUUCCCACAUUCCCAUGGCCCAAGGCAGAGUUCCCACAGCUCAAGUACCCAUUGGAUCAAUUUGAGGCAGAGAACAGAGCUGAGGAGCAAAGAUGCUUGGAUCAAUUAGAAGAAAUAAUUGUCAACUCGCCAAAACAAAUAGCCGCGGCAAUUGUUGAGCCCGUUCAGUCUGAAGGUGGUGAUAACCAUGCCACUAGUUUCUUUUUCCAAGGUAUUCGUGACAUUACCAAGAAACAUGGUGUUUUAUUCAUUGUUGAUGAGGUGCAGACGGGUGUUGGUGCAACUGGUAAGUUUUGGGCUCAUGAGCACUGGAACUUGACGUCACCACCCGAUAUGGUUACUUUUAGUAAGAAAUUCCAAGCAGCAGGUUUCUACUUUGGUAACUCUGAAUUACAACCAAAACAACCAUAUAGGCAAUUUAACACAUGGUGUGGAGAUCCAUCAAAAGCCAUCUUGGCCAAGGCUAUUUACAAAGAGAUUGUUGCUUCAGAUUUGGUUACUGCUACUGAAAAAGUUGGUGAUUAUUUGUACAAAGGAUUGCAAACUAUUUUUGCUAAGAGAAGCGACUUGUUUACCAACUUACGGGGUGAAAACUACGGAACCUUUAUUGCAUGGGAUUGUGUCAAUGUUGAUGUUAGAGCCCAAGUGUUGCAAGGCGUGAAGGAAAAAGGAGUUAACAUGGGUGCUUGUGGUGACGUAUCAAUUAGAUUGAGACCAACAUUGUUGUUUGAAAAGAAACACGCAGAUGUGUUUUUGAAUAUUUUGGAAGACACUGUUGGUAAUCUCUAA